AUGAAACUCUCAUCACUAAAUAUAUCUAAAUCACUUGGUGUUGACAAUGUCAGUCCUCACGUUUUACGCUUUUGUUCUACAUCAAUGUCUACUCCACUUACUCUCAUCUUUCAAAAGUCAUUUGACAAUGAUAAAAUUCCAAACUCAUGGUCCAAAGAAAAUGUAACACCUUUAUUUAUGAAGGGCUCCAGAAUCGAUCCAUCAAACUACAGACCAAUAUCUCUCAACUCAAUUCCAUGUAAAGUAAUGAAGAAACUAAUUAAGAAGGCAGUCAUGCAGCAUCUAAAAUUAAACAAUCUUCUAUCAGAUAGUCAACAUGAUUUUUUAGAGAAAAAAACAUGCGUUACAAAUCUCCUUGAAACAAUGGACUUCUUGACUGGAAAUAUUGUUAGAAUACUACAUAUUGACAUCAUAUUCUUGGAUUUUACCAAAGCAUUUGACAAAGUACUACAUCAACGAAUGCUUUACAAACUAAAGAUGUACGGAAUCGAAUGUAAUCUUCUUAAAUGGAUAAAAGCUUUUCUACUGAACAUGUCUCAACGAGUCAUCCUUGGUGACAUUUGUUGA
Messenger RNA from Hydra vulgaris (swiftwater hydra), 567 nucleotides. RefSeq lists its product as uncharacterized. The record is from RefSeq and is a predicted model, not a curated record. Lineage: Eukaryota; Metazoa; Cnidaria; Hydrozoa; Anthoathecata; Hydridae.